Messenger RNA from Zymoseptoria tritici IPO323, 2796 nucleotides. RefSeq lists its product as uncharacterized. The transcript has 5 exons. The record is from RefSeq and is a predicted model, not a curated record. The coding region runs from base 1 to 2796 and encodes 931 amino acids. Gene Ontology annotation, cellular component: endoplasmic reticulum. Lineage: Eukaryota; Fungi; Ascomycota; Dothideomycetes; Mycosphaerellales; Mycosphaerellaceae. Gene Ontology annotation, biological process: fungal-type cell wall organization; GPI anchor biosynthetic process.
AUGCGCCUCGAACAGAUUCCCGGUCACUACAUCUCGCAUGCGCACACGAUUUCCGCCUAUGCCGCCUUCGUCGGCGCCCUCAUCGUGGGCAUGUGGCUGCACUACCACAAAAUUGUCGAGAACGAGCAUUUUGGAUAUCCAGUGGAAUGGUUUCCCUCCGUCAGCGCAACUAUUGGAGACCGAUACCCCGAGCGAUCUGUCUUUCAGCUCUUCAUCGCCAUCUGCUCUGGGCCUCGAUUCGCUCUGGUGUUUAUGUGGUACUGUCUUGCCAACAAGCCGAACAGCUCCUUGCCCAAGUUCGUGGCUGGCAUGGGUGUCUUCCGGACAUUGACUUGUGGAGGAUGGACGUAUGUUACCAGCACGGACGACCAUGAUUGGCAUGACAUUUUCAUGAUUAGCUACCUUGUGGCUACUCUUCCCUGGACGUUGGGUUGCCUCGCGCUGAGCCCUCCAAACCCGCGAGCUAUCAAGCUACGCAAAUACUUGGCUGGAGCUUUCUUCGGCACAUUGGUUCCUCUGGUCUACUUCUUUAUUCAGCACAAGGUGCAUCGCGUGCCAGGCGCAUACACGAUCUACGCCUUCUUCGAAUGGGCCCUCGUCCUCCUCGAUGUCGCAUUCGAUGCCGUGACUGCCUUGGACUUCAGCAGCUUCGAGCUGGUGGUAAAAGAUGUGAAGGGGUUGAGCAGAGGGUACAAGGACAAGCCGAUCGGCCAAGUCUUCGACGCUCGCUUCUCAUGGGACGAGCUCUUGGAUGCGGCAGCUGAUGUGUACUUGGGUUUCGUCUUCUGGACUAUCCUCACAGCACUUGGUGUCGUUGUGUGGUACUUCCCGCUAUGGCACAUGGGCAUUUCUGGCUACGAAGUCGCCGUCAUGUCAACGAUAUCUCCAUUCGUCCUCGGCAUCCCUGCUAUCAGACGUUUCGUUUCGUCGUCGACGCCAACAAUUCUCCUGUCCACCGUCCUCGGCCUCAUCGCAUACCAGAUCAAGAAGCCCGAGUACCGCUUCUUCGCGGUCAGCUUUGCAGUCUGGCAGGGCUGCUUGGCAUGGACAGCCAUCUGGCAUCGCUACCGCAACAGCCCGGCCAUGCUCGAAGGUAGGAUAUCCGCUUGGCUUAUUGGUCUCCUCGCAAGCAGUGUCGCCAAGUUCGCAUACCAGACCAACAAUCCAGUCUGGCCCAUCAUGCACGCGGAGAAUGGCGGGCUGAACAAGACCGGUCUCGUUCUGUUCGCUCUUGCGAUUGCGCGCGCGUACCAGAAGCAGAGCAAGAACAUCGAUAGCGCACCAGCGCAGCAGGCCGUAAAGGGUACUUCUUUCUUGGCCUCGCUCGGAUUGGCUGGCGCUUUCUUUGGCCUUCACUCCUUGCUCUCCGACUCGAGCACCAUGAUUCUCUGGGUGUGGGAGGGGUAUCCAGUUCGCGGCCCACAGGCUGUUCCUCACGGUGCCUGGACCAUCUUCGCCAUGGGUCUUGGUCUCGUCUUCGGUCUCUUCUACCCGAAUCUCGCAAGAAGCUGGUCGGUCUUUGGCAUUGGGUCCAUUGGCGCCGCACUUUUGACCGCCUUCUCUCACUGGACUGGAUACUACGGCGGCCUCGUCCUUGCUGCGUAUCUCAUGGCGGUCACUCCAGCUCUCAUCUCGAACGCCGUACGAUUCGCACCUGGCCGAACCUUUUUCUUGGGCUUCUUUUUGUACAACUUUUUGGUCCUCUUCCACGUCUGGGUUGUUGCUUACGCUUUCGUCCCUGGCGGACCUCUUGUUCGCGAACACACUGACUGGGUCAUGAUCACAACAAUGCUUACCAUCGGUGCCGGCGUCUUUUCUUCGCAGCAGAACAGCAGCCCAGCCAAGCAGAAGUCCACCCGACCACCCUCAAACCCCGCAGCUCGUCGCCAAAGGAGUUACUACAUUUACGUUCUCCUGGCUCUGCAACUCCUUAGCGGCAGCAUUGCCUACCUCCGCUUCCCCAGCUACAAUUACAAGCCUUACCACGAGGACGCCAAGCUCAUCACGGCCGGUAUCUGGACCAUCCACUUCAGCAUUGACGAUGCUCUGUAUUCGUCAGAGCGCCGCAUGGAACAGCUCAUUCGCGAGACCGAGCUUGACUUAAUCGGUCUCCUCGAAAGCGACUUGCAGCGCAUCAUCAUGGGCAACCGCGACACAACGCAAUACCUCGCCGAAGAACUCGGCAUGUACGUCGACUACGGCCCUGGCCCCAACAAGCACACCUGGGGUGCGGCUCUUCUUUCCAAGUUCCCAAUCCUCAACUCCACCCACCACCUUCUCCCCAGCCCAGUCGGCGAGCUGGCACCUGCCAUCCACGCCACGAUCGACGCAUACGGCGAGCUCAUCGACGUCUUCGUCUUCCACUCCGGCCAGGAAGAGGAUCCCGAAGAUCGCAGACAGCAGAGUCUCUACCUCGCCGAUCUGAUGGGUAGCUCGCCAAGACCGAGUAUCUUGCUCAGUUACCUCGUCACGAAGCCUAAAGAAGGCAAUUAUAACACCUACGUCAGUGAAAGAAGUGGCAUGAAGGACAUCGACCCGAGUGACUGGGACCGUUGGUGUGAGUACAUCUUGUACAAGGGCAUGAGGAGGACCGGGUACGCAAGAGUGAGCAGGAGUACGAUUACGGAUACGGAGUUGCAGGUCGGAAAAUUCAUCGUCGGCCAGCCGGAGGGUAGCGAUGAGAUGAUCUCGGAGGAUCAGGUUCCGGAGGCGUAUCGAUUCCCGGCUAUGUUCAAGGGCCAGGGCGUGAGGGAUCAUCGGUACCAUGUGUUUGAUGAGCCGAGGUAUUAUGUGUAA